AUGCCAGUCCGACCCUCACUGGAAGGCUCAACCUUUGAUGCCGAUUUGCGCGACCGACACCUGAUCUAUGAUUACGCUGCACAGGACGAGCAGGGUAAACCGGAAACAUGGCGAUAUGAGAUGUGGUUCCAGAACGAGGAUCGCAUCAAUUAUGCUAUCCACGGCGGACCAAUGGCAGGACGAAUCAACUUCCAAGCAGCCGACUACCAAUGCAUCCGACCGGGGGAAUUAUGGCAGUGCAAUUGGCUGGAAGAGACGGGGACUGUAUGUUCGCUGGUGUAUGAUAUCCACCGGAAGAAGAUAACCACUCUGCUUGGUUUCUCGAAGGGGCAUUGGGAGAAGGCGGAGGAGGCCCACGGUGACAAGCGCAACCCAAAGGACUUGGAGAGGUGGCGUGGGUUGGCCCGGCUUGGUAUUCAGACCGAUCGGCAUAUGUUGAGCGAGCAGGCGGAUAUUUUGGAAGAUUUCCGGGGACCCGGAGAUCUAAAGCCCGUCGACAAUAGCUGGCCAACAUUAUAA
Molecule: messenger RNA, 519 nt
Organism: Penicillium verhagenii
Lineage: Eukaryota; Fungi; Ascomycota; Eurotiomycetes; Eurotiales; Aspergillaceae
Exons: 1
Coding region: 1-519 (172 amino acids)
Molecular function (GO): carboxy-lyase activity
Source: RefSeq, a predicted model, not a curated record